AUGAUUUGGAAAAUUUCUAUAAAUGAAAUUAGGAUAUUAGGUUUAUUUUUAGGCUCAUUAAUUACUGGGAGUUUAGCUUUAUUAAAAAUUAAGAGAGGGGUGAUAGAUGUAGUAGAAUGAGAACUCUUUAGAUUAAUGGGAAGAAGAAUUGUAUUUACUUUAGUAUUAGAUUGAAUCUCUUUAUUGUUUAUAAGAUUUGUUUUUGUUAUUUCUGGGAGAGUUCUUAGUUAUAGAGGGAGAUAUAUAGCCGGGGAUAAAACUUUUAAUCGAUUCAUAUAUCUUGUUUUAGCUUUUGUUUUGUCUAUAAGUUUUAUAGUUUUAAGCCCUAAUUUAAUUAGAAUUCUUUUAGGUUGAGAUGGUUUAGGGUUAGUAUCUUACGCUUUAGUUAUUUAUUAUCAAAAUGAAAAAUCUGCAAAUGCAGGUAUAUUAACUAUUCUUUCAAAUCGAGUAGGAGAUGUGGCAAUUUUAUUAGGGAUCGGGUUAAUAAGGAGAUUAGGAAGGUGAAAUUUUUUAUUUUAUAGAUAUUAUAUAGAUGAAAGAUGAAUACUAUUAAAGAUUUUCUUGAUAAUUUCAGCUAUAACUAAAAGAGCUCAAAUUCCUUUCUCUGCAUGGUUACCAGCUGCAAUAGCAGCACCAACUCCAGUCUCAGCUUUAGUUCAUUCUUCAACUUUAGUUACUGCAGGAGUAUAUUUAAUAAUCCGAUUUAGAGCAGCUUUAGAAGGAUCAAUAAUUCAAAGAUUUUUAUUAGUUAUUUCAUGUUUAACAAUAUUUAUAGCGGGGUUAGGAGCAAAUUUUGAAUAUGAUCUUAAGAAAAUUAUUGCUCUAUCAACUUUGAGUCAAUUAGGCGUUAUAUUAAGGAUUCUAUCUUUGGGUUUCAGUGAUUUAGCUUUUUUUCAUUUGUUAAGCCAUGCACUAUUCAAAGCUUUGCUUUUUAUGUGUGCUGGAAUUAUUAUUCAUAGAGUCGGAGGUUAUCAAGAUAUUCGAUUUAUAGGAAAUUUAGUUAAAUUUAUACCAUUAACAGUAUCAUACAUGACUAUUGCUAAUUUGGCUCUAUGUGGAUUUCCUUUUAUAGCAGGAUUUUAUUCAAAGGAUAUAAUUUUAGAAGUGGCUUUUAUAAGGUGAAUUAAUUUUAUUGCACGAUUACUUUAUGUGAUAGCAACAGGAUUAACAGUGAUAUACACCUUUCGUUUGAUUUUUUUUUCUCUUACGGGAGAAUAUAACUUAGGAAGUUUAAGAAAUCUUUCAGAUGAAGAUUUUUUAAUAACUAAUUCAAUAAGAAUUUUAGGUUUAGGAGCAAUUUUAGGCGGGUCGGUAUUAAGAUGAAUAUUAUUCCCAGAGUGUUAUAUAAUUUGCUUGAGGGGAGUAAUAAAAAUAAUAGUGUUAAUAGUAAGAAUUCUUGGAGGAUUAAUAGGCUAUAUUUUGAAUUUUAUAAGAGUAAAUUAUUUGUUAAAGAGAAUUUAUAAUUAUAAAUCAGUUGUAAUAAUAGGUUCAAUAUGAUUUAUGCCUUUAUUAAGAACUUUAAAAUUAAGUGAAAAAAGUUUAAACAUAGGAUUUCAAAUAGAAAAAGUAGCAGAUAAAGGUUGAUUUGAAUUUUAUGGGGGUCAAGGUUUAUAUUAUUUAUUCUCUCAGAUGUUUUUUAUUUUAAAUUCUUUACAAUUAAAUAGAAUUAAAGUUUUUAUAAAAAUAUCUAUAGUUAUAAUUAUUAUUUUUAUAAUUUUAAGUAUAUAA
Molecule: messenger RNA, 1728 nt
Organism: Scylla paramamosain (green mud crab)
Lineage: Eukaryota; Metazoa; Arthropoda; Malacostraca; Decapoda; Portunidae
Source: the annotation of a RefSeq genome assembly